Molecule: messenger RNA, 1974 nt
Organism: Prosopis cineraria
Lineage: Eukaryota; Viridiplantae; Streptophyta; Magnoliopsida; Fabales; Fabaceae
Product: high mobility group B protein 15
Exons: 7
Coding region: 415-1740 (441 amino acids)
Molecular function (GO): DNA binding
Source: RefSeq, a predicted model, not a curated record
UGGGAAUAUAUAGUUGUGCCAGAUCGUCUGGGCGAUAGCCGUAGCCGUCUAAACAGAGCAUGAAGUGAAGGAGGGACAUUUUGCGUGUCGUUAUUGUCGUGUCCUGAAAGGGUUUCUUCUUUUGAGUCUCUGAUUAUUUCAAAAAGCUUGAGCUUUAAUGGGUUCUUCGUACUGUUGCAUCCUCGGGACUCUGGAGGGAAUUCAUAGCUUUGACAGUUAUGCUGUGCCAUUCCUUCUUUUCUUUCUCUCGGUCUUUAUUUUUCUAUCUCCCAGCUUCUGCCUGGGAGUUAUUUCGUCAGCCCUGGUGGUUGUGGCUCAUCAACCUCGUGCGCUACAACAACUGGAAAGAUUAUUGCUUUUUGUAUUGGCGAACACUGAAGUGAAGGGUCGGGUUACUAAAGAAAGUCGUUCCAAAUGGCAUCAACAUCGGGUGUCCCCAAUAUUCAAUUCCCUGUGACAGAGUCAGCUUCGAACUAUUGUCUGUAUCCUGCUCCUCUUGCAAAAUUUGAUGAUGUUGCGGCUGAUCGCAGGCUCUUUUUGCAUUCCUUGGAGAAGCUCCACAAAUAUAUGAAUUCCAAGUUCUUCAUUCCCGUUAUGGGGGGAAGAGAACUAGAUUUGCAUCGGCUUUUCUUGGAAGUGACUUCUCGUGGAGGCAUUGAGAAAAUUAUAAGGGAGAGAAGAUGGAAAGAAAUAACUGCUGUUUUCAAAUUUCCAUCUACAGCUACAAAUGCUUCUUUUGUGUUGCGGAAGUACUAUUCUUCAUUGCUUUACCACUACGAACAAAUGUACUAUUUUAAGACCCCAGGAUGGAUUCCUACAACUGAUGAUUCGAGGAGUCCAUCGAAAGUGCCAGUUCCUGCUCCGCGAAAGCAGCAGUUUUUGCAUCCCCUAGUUAAUGCCUCUGAAUUGCCUGAAGCAACUUCAGCUUGUUCUGUGGGAACUCCAGUGAUUGGGGUGAUUGAUGGAAAAUUCGAAAGUGGGUAUCUUGUUACUGUCACAGUGGGUUCAGAGAAACUUAAAGGUGUACUAUAUCAGGCUCCACAAAACCCUGCAUUGCCAACAAUGCUGCAACAUGGUAGUGUUCCAGUUAGUUACCUUAAUACCUCACCAGCUGCUUUGGGUGUCCAUCGACACCGACGCAAGAAAUCUGAGAUAAAAAAAAGAGAUCCUGCACAUCCCAAACCUAAUCGAAGUGGAUACAAUUUCUUCUUUGCAGAGCAGCAUGCAAAAUUGAAACCACAUCAUCAUGGGAAGGACCGAGAAAUCAGUAAGAUAAUCGGUGAACUCUGGAACAAAUUGAUAGAGCCAGAGAAAGCAGUUUAUCAGGAGCAGGCUCUUAAGGAUAAAGAGAGGUACCAAGCUGAAAUGGAGGGUUAUAGGGAGAAAAUGAAAACAGGACAGGGUGUGGGUGAUGCUGUGCCGCUACAACAACAAAUUCCGGGUAAGGAUAUGAUGGAUACGGACUUAAAAGUGGAUGAAACUGAGGGAGUAGUAUUUCCUCAAACAGCAGAUGAGAGCAGUUCUGGUGAAAGUGAAUACGAAGAUGAUAAAGGUGCAGAGCAUGAUUUGGGCAUGGAUGCGUCUGCUGGAAUGAUAGGAGUGGGUGCCGAAUCUAGCUAUCUGGGUGCAGAGAAGCUAUCAAAGGGGGGAGAAAUGGAGCUUCAGAAUAAAGAAGGGAAUGAUGAUGGAGAUCGUGCUCAAAAGAUGGGUGAGAGCUCAAGCAUGAUGGCUAUGCAGUAAAGAGCAGAGCAAAGGAGCAAAGAAUCUUUAUCAACAUUUUUUAGUUUUGAGAUGGCUGAAAAUCUCAGGCUUAAUAUAGGCUAGAUUGCCCAAAAUGAAUUAGGAUGUUACAACUUUUGUUGGUGUUUUCAAGGAUAUUUUGGAUGCUUAUAUGGGCGUCAUUUUGCUGUAAAUUUAGCAUGAUGCUAUAGACAUUCGCUAAUGAAGCAAUGGGUCUUGCAGGAUUUUUGUUAA